Messenger RNA from Mus musculus (house mouse), 3268 nucleotides. It is a transcript of the gene Cfap68, whose product is annotated as cilia and flagella associated protein 68. The record is from RefSeq and is marked validated. Gene Ontology annotation, cellular component: cilium; axoneme; nucleoplasm. Gene Ontology annotation, biological process: flagellated sperm motility. NCBI's taxonomy places the organism in Eukaryota, Metazoa, Chordata, Mammalia, Rodentia, Muridae. The transcript is spliced from 4 exons. The coding region runs from base 286 to 786 and encodes 166 amino acids.
GGCACUAAGUGAUGACGCAUCAACAGCUUGUUACCAGGAUAAACAUUUGGAGCUACUGCUCGGGAGCUUCGAGCGGGGAAGUAAAAUGGAGCUCUUGGCCUUGCCCCUUCACCUUUGUGCGCCUCCAAAGGCUCGUUUUCUUUUCAGUACUCGGACGGCCCAACACGGACGGCCCUGAGCGUCUUCGCCAUUCUUGCUUGAAGCAUAACUGUCACUAACUGAGGGGUGAGACGAGUCCUGCGUAUUCCAGAGGCUCAGGACGCUGUAACUGCACCAUCUCCUGACAUGGCUGUCUCCUGUUCUCUCAACCACUCAACAUAUCUCCAGAGACAAAACCUUGUCUGUUAUCUUAGAAACCCACACUAUGGCAGCCUUAUUUAUGCUGAUGGUCAUGGAGAAGUGUGGACAGACUGGAAUGACAUGUCCAAGUUUUUACAGUACGGAUGGAGAUGCACCACUAAUGAGAACUCCUAUUCGAACCGUACCCUGGUAGGAAACUGGAACCAGGAAAGAUACGACCUAAAAAAUAUUGUAAAGCCUAAACCCUUGCCUUCCCAGUUUGGACAUGCCUUCGAAACAACAUAUGAUGCAAACUACAGCAGGAAGAAGCCACAAUCAACACAUAGAUUUAAACGAGAGCCUCACUGGUUUCCUGGACAUCAGCCUGAGCUGGAUCCUCCUCACUACAAAUGCACAGCGAAGUCAACUUAUAUGACUAACUACUCAGAACCUCAGCCCACUCAUUACUCCUGCUGUGUAUAUGAUCCAAGCGUGAGCCAGUCUUAGGGCCCGGGAAUCUGAAGAAGAAGAAGUAGCUUCAUUUUUGUCUAGAGUAGACUGUAGAAAGGAACACAUGCUAAGCAGACUCAACAUCACUCUCAACAUGGCUGCUGUCUAAAUAAAGCACAGCACACCAAAAAAAAAUCUCUAUUUGUUUACUCUAACUGUCCUGGUGAGUUUUUAUCAACUUCACACAAACCUAAACAUAUCUGGGAGGAGGGGAUUUUAAUUGAGAAAUUAUCUCCAUACGAUUGCCCUGUAAGCAAGCCUGUGAUGGGUGUAUUUUCUUGAUUAAUGAUUGAUGUAGGAGGGACUAUCCAGCAGGGGGCAGUGGCAUUGCUGGGCUGGUGGUCCUGGGUGCUAUAGGAAAGCAGGUUAAGCAAAGCCACAGAGAACAAGCCAGCAAGCAGCACUUCUUUAUGGCCUCUAAUUCAUCUGCAUUCAGUUUCCUGUCUUGAGUUCCUGCCCUAACUUUCCUGGAUGAUGGACUUAAAAGCUCUAAACAUAAAUGCUUUCCUUCCCAAGUUGCCCUUAGUCAUGGUGUUUUAUCCCAUCAAUAGAAACCUAAGACAGUAUAUAACUGCCGUGUGUGUGUGUGUGUGUGUGUGUGUGUGUGUGUGUGUGUGUGUGUGUGUGUAUGUGUGUGUGUGAGUGAAUGAGGGGGAAAGCCAUGAAUCUGAAAAGGAACAAGGUUAUUUGAGAAGGUUUGUAGGGAGGAAAGGGAAGGGAGAAAGAUUGUAACUAUAUUCUCUAAUAUUAAACAAUUUUUAAAAUAGAAUCAAACCAAAGGUUCACAAAUGGUAGGCAAGUACCCUGAAUCACACCCCAGCUCUGAGCUUCACUCUUAGGAACAGGUGUGGUGGUAUAUGCCUGGCUCUCCAGCAUUUAAGAGGCUGACAUUGCAGGAGCAAGGCCAGCCUGGGCUCUCCACUGAAACCAGGAUUGGGCCUGUGGCUCCUCCAUAGAGUAUUUUUUUCUAGCAUGCUUAGGACCCUGAGUUGGAUCCCCAGCACCAGAGGGCAACAGGGAGAGAGAGAAAAAUAAAAAUAAAAAAUAAAUAAAAAUUUUAAAAAAGCUUAGGCCGUGACUUACAACAUAUAGAACAAUCAGGAGGCUGAGGCAGGAGCAUAGCCCGGAAUUUGAGACCUGCCUAUGGGCUAUAUAGUAGACUACAGAGCAUGAUCCAGUCUCCAAACAAAACCCUAUGUCUCCUAGUCAAACACUCCUCUCCGCUUUCUAUCAGUGGCAAAUCUGAAAAGCCCAGCAUAGCUUACACUUUGCAUUCCUGGAGUCAAAGAGCAUUGUUAUGUUCUUACUGAAUGACCCCUGAUGAGAGGACUAUGAAGGAAACAGCUUCCCUAACAGCACAGAAUUCUAAGCAUAAAGUAGACCCACGAGGUUAGUGGCAUUUCUUGGGUACUACGUACCAUCAGUGGUCUACUGUCCAUGUGCUUUCUCUUUUGACUUGAUUCUGGAAUACAUCUCAGUAAUACACUUUCAUCUUAAUAUCUCUGUGUGUCUUCAAAAAAAAAAAUGAUAAGGGAGAGACAGCCAGUUCUGAACUCCUCCACACAGAGGACCAAGAAAAUCUGCUGAUCAAACAAAGCUAAGCAUGCUAAACCUAGCAGCUCAAGGAAGAACAACUUGCCACGGGGGCUUGGUGGCGGUUCAAAAAGAUGCUGUAGUAAGCUACUGGUUUGAGGCACAUCCAGCAAAGCAGAAGAUGGAAAGAGAAUCGUGAGUCCUUCAGGUCAGUGAAUGUAGGGAGGCAGUGGUCUUACCUGUGAUACAGGUAAGCAUUGUUAGCAUUCCUUCUAGGCUCCACCCCACAGUUACCUGGCAACAGCCAGGUAUGCCUGGCUUACUAUAAAAGGGGCUGUUUGCCCCUACUCACUCUUACUCUCUUACCCUCUUGCUUUCUUACCCUCUGUCUUUCUUUCCCUGUUCCCCCCCACCCCUGUAACUCUAUUCCAUACUAUAUCCGUUGUGUGGCUGGUACCUUAGUGGGGAAGGAUGUCUCAGCAUGGGCCCGCAAAGGCACACCCUUCCACCUCACCAUACCUGCUCUAUCAAACAUGGCUCUUUUUCAUAAAACAUAACAGGCAUCAUUUCCCCUUUCCUGUCUAAUGUAUGAGGACUAUUGCCAGAAGCAUCUGUGCCUGUAACUUCUCCUUAAACAGGAUGUGAAAGAGCUGCUGUCAUCUCCCCAGCCCUAGUUAGUUUAUGGAAUUUGUAGUGUUUAUGAUGUCGAGUAUGACUAAAUUUCAUGUCUUUUUUUUUUUUAACUAAGUUGUGUGGGUUUUUUUUUUUUGUUGUUUUUUGUUCUUUUUUUUCUUUAUGGAUACCUAGUUCUGAUCACUAUUUAAAAAGGCUGUAAUUUCUAUAAUGUUGUUUAAGGCAAUUUUAUUUUCGAUCUCUGUGUGUGUUGGUUUGUAGGUUGUUUUUCUUCUAUUGCCUUUGACAAUAAUAAAGUAAUACUGGUCUAGUA